AUGUGGAAAAUAGACGGCGAAGAGAUCUCCGAUGCGAAAGCCGGCAGAAGGAGCUUGGAACACAAUUUCGCAUCCAAACACUCUCAGGAGGUGCUUAACCUCGACGUCGACGACCCGGACACUGGAUUGAGCACGGAGGAGAGAGCAGUGGUUGAUAGGCAGUUGGUGCGAAAGCUGGAUAAACACCUGAUUCCGUGGCUCAGUUUCCUCUACCUCCUUAGCUUCUUGGACCGGACAAACAUCGGAAAUGCGAAGCUAGAUGGACUACAGACCGCUCUCAGGUUGACGAAUACUCAAUACAAUGCGACUCUCACCAUUUUCUUCGUCUCUUACUCGACACUCGAGCCACUCACCAACGUUUUGCUCAAGAAGUGGAAACCAAGUGUCUUCAUCCCCCUGAUAAUGGUGGCUUGGGGGAUUUGCAUGACAUGUAUGGGUUUAGUCCGCAAUUUCUCCGGUCUCAUGGCCGCGCGAUGGUUCUUGGGAGCUGCUGAGUCUGGUCUAUUCCCUGGUGUAGGAUACUUACUGUCCUGUUGGUACAAGCGAUCUGAAUUUGGCAUUCGGAUGGCUAUUUUCUUUUCCGCGGCGGCGUUUGCUGGCUCGUUUGGCGGUCUGCUUGCGGCGGCUAUCGCCCAAAUGGAUGGUGUUGGCGGGAAGCCUGGCUGGGCGUGGAUUUUCAUCUUGGAAGGCCUGUUCACAGUUGUCAUUGGCAUUAUUUCAUUCUGGGUUGUCCAGGAUUUCCCAGACCAGGCAACUUUCUUGACAGAGGCCGACCGCAAGCGGGUGAUCCGUCGUCUGGCCGCCGACAAACAAUCCAGCGCCGCACACGAGGAAUUCAAAGCAGAGUAUAUCUGGGCCAGUGUAAAGGACUGGAAAAUGUAUACGUCAGCCAUGAUAUACAUGGGUUGUAAUGGGUCCCUUUAUGCAUUCUCGCUUUUUGUCCCGACGAUUAUCUUUGAGUUAGGUAAAUGUGACUCCUGUCGAUUCAAAAUAAAGAAAGAGAGACAAAAAAAAAGAAGUUACUCCUCCACUAUGGCUCAGCUUCUCACCGUUCCGCCAUACGCUGUUGCGGCAUGCUUAACUAUUACUGUGGGAUAUAUCGCGGAUCGCACUCGUAAGCGGGGCAUUUACAACAUGGCUAUAUCCUUAUGUGGUAUUACAGGGUUCACUAUGCUCCUCGCUUCCCAAAGACCAGCGGUGAAGUACGUUGGAACGUUCUUCGGCGCAAUGGGCAUUUACCCCGCAAUCCCAAAUACCAUUGCAUGGAUAAGCAAUAAUGUUGAAGGCGUCUACAAGCGUGGUAUAAUACUUGGUUUUGUUAUUGGAUGGGGGAAUAUUCAGGGCUGUAUAACAUCGAACAUAUAUCGAGGAGAAGAUAGACCGAGAUUCUACCCGGGGCACGCUACUGUACUCGCAUAUCUAGUCAUAUUUUUACUAGGCGGGAGUGUUUUACAGUAUACCCUCCUUCGCAAAGAGAACAGGAAGAGGCUGCGUGGGGAGAGGAACUAUUGGGUGGAAGGGCUUGAUCCGACGCAGGUGGGGAUGAGAGGGGAUAAGCGGCCAGAUUUUCUAUACACUCUUUGA
Histoplasma mississippiense is the source of this 1584-nucleotide messenger RNA. RefSeq lists its product as hypothetical. Gene Ontology annotation, molecular function: transmembrane transporter activity. Bases 1 to 1584 code for a protein of 527 amino acids. NCBI's taxonomy places the organism in Eukaryota, Fungi, Ascomycota, Eurotiomycetes, Onygenales, Ajellomycetaceae. The transcript is spliced from 7 exons. The record is from RefSeq and is a predicted model, not a curated record. Gene Ontology annotation, biological process: transmembrane transport. Gene Ontology annotation, cellular component: membrane.